Molecule: messenger RNA, 4887 nt
Organism: Scatophagus argus
Lineage: Eukaryota; Metazoa; Chordata; Actinopteri; Scatophagidae
Gene: tcf3a
Product: transcription factor 3a
Exons: 20
Coding region: 361-2226 (621 amino acids)
Biological process (GO): regulation of transcription by RNA polymerase II
Cellular component (GO): transcription regulator complex
Molecular function (GO): DNA-binding transcription factor activity, RNA polymerase II-specific; protein dimerization activity; RNA polymerase II cis-regulatory region sequence-specific DNA binding
Source: RefSeq, a predicted model, not a curated record
CGGAGUGAUAUUUUGAGUGAACCGACAAUGUGGAGGUUGUUAAAAUGUCUACUUGGAAAAUGAAAUGGUUACAAUUUCUCUAACGUUAAGAAAACGGGGUAACACAAGAGUUAUGGUUUGUGUUAAAAACGCGUUUUUACUCUCGUGACGAAGACAACAACGAGACGAGGCGGCGGAGGAGUGGUUCAUAUCGCCUUUCCUCAUUUUCAUCAAGCCCACAGCCCGGACCACGGGGAAGGAUCCUAUCCCUAACUUUGUUUUUCUCUUUACUCCAGCCGUUGAUUACUCCCUGUUGGAUGCUACAUAAUUGAAUCCAGUUGCUUGCUGAGACUCACCGGGCCAAGUGAACAGCAGCAGAGAAUGGCUGCAGUGGAAACAGACAAGGAACUCAACGACUUGCUGGAUUUCAGUGCGAUGUUUGAGCCUCCAGUUUCAAAUGGCAAGAAUCGACCGACUACUCUUGCCAGCAGUCAGUUUGGAGGUUCAGGUAUAGAUGAGAGGAGUGGGUCCAGUCCCUGGGGUCCAGGAAACCAGAACAGUCCAUCUUUCAACCAGGGCAGGGGUUAUGGAGAGGAAGGCCUUUACAAUGAACAAGAGGGCAUUGCCUCUGCCCCCAUGUUUGGACCUGGGAUUGUUGGAAAGGCUGAACAAGGACAAUACUCAUCAUUUGCAACACAGCAGGGCUUUAUGCCCAGUGAGAUGCCUAUGCCCAGUCCCAGUGCCCUGUCCCCAUCUGGCCUGAAGUCCAGCUCCCAGUUUUACCCUUAUGAGGGAAGCAACUCUCGCAGGAGACCCGCACAGGAUCCCAUUGAAUCGCAGCCAAAAAAGAUCAGGAAGGUGCCCCCUGGCUUGCCCUCCUCGGUAUUUCCACCAGUCUCAGGAGAGGGUUUUAACGGGGACAAUGCAGGCUACCCAGCCUCCAAGGCAGGAAAUGUCUACCCACCUCCAUUCUACAUGCAGGAAGGUCUCCACCCGCCCUCCGAUCCAUGGGGCUCUGCUAGGUCGAUGGUUCAGCCUGGUUAUUCUGCCAUGCUGGGCAACUCCCCCCAUCUGAGCCAGCAUGGUCCCUUUUCUGCCAUCAACCCCCAAGACAGACUGAAACGGCAGCCGCUGCCUCUCUCCCCCCAAAACUACCCCCUGCAUGGCAGUGAGGUGAAUGGGGCUCAUCCCGCUGGCCUACACUCUGGCUCCAGCAGCUUCGGAGUCCCCAGCCACACACCCCCUAUCGCUGGCACUGACACCAUUAUGGCCAAUCGUGGAGCGGUACCUGGAAGUUCAGGUGAUGAGAUUGGAAAAGCCCUGGCAUCUAUCUAUCCUUCAGACCCGAACAGUAACGCCUUCCCUCCAUCCCCGUCUACUCCCUCUGGCUCUCCGCAAGCUGUGUCAGGCUCUGCAUCCCAGUGGACUCGGUCUUCUGGCCAGGCCACACCUUCACCCAACUUUGAGGGUGGAAUUCAGUCCAUGUCAAAUAAAAUGGAGGACCAUCUGGAUGAAGCCAUCAAUGUUCUACAGCGUCAUGCCAGUGGACAAGGAAGCCUGGCUGAAAUGCACGGUCUGCUCUCCUCUGCCAUAGGUUUACCCCCAGGUUUUGCUGGUGCAGCACUUGGAGGGGCCAGUCGCCUGCCAGGACUGAUCUCCAGUCACCAUGAAGACUCUAGUCUGCCCUCUAGUGGAGGACUUUUGCAUGGUCAUCAUGGCCCUGCAUCUGUCCAGCCGGGCUCUCAGCCUGCCGGCCUGCCCGGUAGCCUAAAUCGUUCCAGCAUUGUUCAUAUAAAACGAGAGGAAAAGGAAGAUGAUGAGAACUGCUCCGUCACCGACAGAUCAGAGGAUGAGAAAAAAGACAUGAAGGCCCGCAUUGGAACAAGUGUUGUCUCGGUGACUGAUGAGAACCUGACUGCCGAGGAGAAGGAGCAGAGGGAGCGUGAGCGCCGACUUGCUAACAACGCUAGGGAGAGGGUACGCGUGCGCGACAUUAACGAAGCCUUCAGAGAGCUGGGCAGGAUGUGUCAGGUCCACCUGCAGAGUGACAAGGCCCAGACCAAGCUUAUCAUCCUGCAACAGGCUGUCCAGGUCAUACUGGGCCUGGAGAAGCAGGUGCGAGAGCGCAAUUUGAACCCAAAGGCUGCCUGCCUCAAGAGGAGAGAGGAGGAAAAAGUUUCAGGUGUGGACCCCCAGAUGCAGCUUGGUGGGGGUCACCAUGGUCUAGGAGGAGAUGGACAUAUGUAAUUCUCAGUUCCUGUUGAUUGUACAGCCCUUAGAACAAGUGGCCUUAAUCUAUCAAUGUCAUGCAUCUCAGUGUGUGUUAAUCAACUUUUGGAAAGCACACACACACACACACACACACACACCCACACCUACACCUCAUUACUGACAAGGCAGGUGGCCACAUUCCUGACGAUGAAUCACAAAAUUAACAAGCACACUCUGACAGAACGAGGAAACAUUUAUUGGUCUUUAUAUGACAGUACUUUGAACCGAGAACACUGGUUUGGAGACGGAGGACGAGGACGUUCUUAUGAUCGUGUUUUUGUAAGACAUUUUGAAAAAUUGCAUUACAAGUUGGGAGCAAAACUUGUUUGGAUCAAAUAAAACAUUAUGGAUCAAUUGCUCAUAUGAGCAGGGUUAAGAUUUAUAUUGUUGGUAAUUAUUGGCAUUCCCGUCUGAAAAGGAGGUCUUACAUUCUUCAAAAGCAAAGAGGGACGCCCUGGUUUACAUCCUACAAUUGAACAAAACUUGUUAAAGCACAUGCUUCAAAGAGGCCCAAUGCAUAGUGUUUGAUUGGAUAAAAAUGUUCUUUAUCCUCUCAUGUGAUGACUGAAUUACAGACAUGGGGUUUGAAGACAUCCAGCCUCUGGCUGUCCAAUCAGAGCGCCUACUUCUCUUUUUGAUAAGCUGUUAACCCUGGCUGGCUGUAGUUUUUAAUUUCUUGUUUUGGCUGUAAAGGUGCCGCAGUCGCCGACUCACACGUGUGGUGGUGUUUGUUUUUUGGUUUUGUUUUUUUUUUUUUUUUGUUAAUCUUAUCUCUUUUGUGCAUCUGUUAUUGUCAUGGCCAUGCAAGUGGAAUAGAAAGACUGCCUGAGAGAGACCCAACCACCGACAAAAGUGUGAGCACAGACUCAAUACGAUACAAAUCCAGGAUCAACGCGUUGAAUCAAAUCCCUGCCUUCCCUCCGUGAGGCUGCCGUUGGACUGGAGCUUACAAGUGUGACUUGCACUGCUUGCAUCCUUUGCCAUCAUAAAGUCAGUCGCUCUCAGCCUCAGACUCAACCAUGUGGUCAGUUUGUAUCUUCUUAACUCAAAUACAGCCAGUGUCACAUCAGCCAUCAAAUUACACCUAAGGACAGAUACAGCACGGCGAACUCCCCUAACGCAAGCCUCAGAGCAAUUUGUGUUGUUGUAAAUGACAUUUUGCUAGAAGUCAGAAAUAACUGAGUAUUGAAAGGGAUCAUGAGUGUUACUGCUACCUUGUGGAGAAUUUACUCAAUUGCCAUUGACUGACUUGUUGUGGUUGUUAUUCUGUAUUGAACUUUUUUUUGUCCUUUUGAACAAUUUGCAAAGCCUGUUGUAAGGAUCUUCCUUUUGUAGAAUUGAUUUAUCUUUUUUUUUUUUUUUAACUUUGUAAGAUAGUUGUAUGAGUUUUGUUUUUAUCAUUUGGAAUGUUUUCUUUCUUUUUUGUUUACAUUGUUUAAAUGUAAGAGGACUCUCAAUUUAGAUUCCAGGAACAAAGUGAGGUGUUUUCUUUUGUGCCAGGUGCUUAGAAAUGUUAGAAAUGACAAAAUUAUCUGGCUGUAACAUCACAUGUUGUGAUAUUGCUCUCUCGUUGUUUUUGAAUGCUUGUUUCAACACAAUCCUGUCAGGCCAGUUGGAAUUGGAUCGUUCUGGUGUUUGCAACAGUUUUUCUUAAAAUGAAACACAAUAUUGUUUUCUUUAGCACGGCCCCCCUCCUCCCCCCGAUGUCCAGCUCGCUGAUGAGCUUGUUGAUUAGUUUGAGAAAGGGGCAGCAGGGGUGGUCUGCACUAUCUGCAACAUAAUUCACUGUUUCAUUAUGAUGUGAAGCAUAUAAUUAACGAAAAAGGGUGGCCUUAGUCAUUUUCCUGACUUUGGGAGUUUUGAUAACGGUUACUCACCAGUGCCUGAAUACUUCUCUGCUACAUGGUGGACGGUGUUGCAUUUGAGGAUUUUUAGGUUGUACCUUUUUAUAAUACAGAUGUAUAUAACAUAAAUACUUCAGUAUCAUCUGACAAUAUAGUUGGACUCAUUGACGCUGACCACUGCUGUGUCUGCGUGUCAUUAAAUUUAAGAUGACUAAGUAAUAACCUUGUCUACAACUUUGACGCUGAAAAUUGUACUUAAAAUUUCUCAUCAUUUGAACUGAUUCUGUUAAAUAUAAUUUUGUCCUUGACUGGCAUGUGCAUUGAUAUGUAUGUACAGCUGUAUAUGUCCUCAUCAGCUUUAUCCUUGUAGGCUAAUACUGAUAUGUAACAGUAUUGGUUUACCUGUCAUUUUGUCGCAAGUCUUGCCCUAUGGACUAGCCAUAAACAUUGUUUUCUUUGUCAGUUACUCUUGCCUUUCUGCAGAUGAAACUGGUGUUGUUAAGACAUGAUAGGUUGCUACUGAAGACUUUAAUUUCUGAACAUUAUAAAUAUGUCUGCAGUAUCCAAGUAUCAAAACACGCACCUGAUGUUCUUCGUUCAGACCCUUUCUGUCCUCCACAACAGACCUGCUACAGAUCUCUCUGUCUUCAAUCAUGUUUGAGGACAACAUCUAUGUAGGCUAUGUCCUCAAAGUGCCUCCUGUUUCCUAUUUUUUAUAUAUAAAGUAGAUAUUGAGAACUGUUGUGUAUAUAACAGUAAUGUAGCAAUAAAUGUGCCAUUUUUAAUAACAAAA